UCUCAACGACACAACACGCACUUAAAGUAAAGGUGUAGCCCAGUGUUAAUGAAGCUGCUCUCAUGUCAACUGAUGGCCCAGAGGCAACGGACUGAGUAAAGUCCUCAUUUAUUCGUUACUUUUAGUACAAGUGUUCAGCAGUAACUUCCAGCUAAGCGUCGGAGAGUUUUCUUGUAAAGGACGAAGCAGCAACGCCCCGGGGCCGAAAUUAAGCACUCACUAUGUCUGAUGGGGACUAUGAUUACCUCAUCAAAUUCCUAGCCCUCGGUGACUCCGGCGUGGGAAAAACGAGCUUUCUCUAUCAGUACACAGAUGGGAAGUUUAACUCCAAGUUCAUCACUACAGUCGGAAUUGACUUCAGAGAAAAACGAGUUGUUUACAAAUCAAUGGGUCCAGAUGGGACAUCAGGCAAAGGACAGAAGAUCCACAUGCAGCUGUGGGACACUGCAGGACAAGAGAGGUUUCGGAGUUUGACGACUGCGUUCUUUAGGGAUGCGAUGGGUUUCCUCCUCCUGUUUGACCUCACAAAUGAACAAAGUUUCCUCAACGUCCGAAACUGGAUGAGCCAGUUACAGGUUCAUGCGUACUGCGAAAAUCCAGACAUAGUUCUGUGUGGCAACAAAUGUGACCUGACAGACCAGAGAGCAGUGAGUGAAGAAGAGGCCCGCGAGCUGGCAGAGAAGUACGGAAUCCCUUAUUUCGAAACGAGCGCUGCAAACGGACAGAACGUCAAUGAGGCUGUGGAUGUCCUGCUGGACCUCAUCAUGAAGAGGAUGGAGCGAUGUGUUGACAAGUCCUGGAUCCCUGACGGGACCGUCAGAGCCAAUGGACCCACCAACCCAGACAUCUCAGAGGGCUUGGAGAGGAGCAAAUGUGCCUGUUAGGAUGGCGAGGAGCCAUUUUAGUUGCCCAUGUGCAUAAUGCUGAUGUAAAAAAUAGGUCGUCCAAGUUUAUAUGUUGUAUUCUGUGUUAGGAAAAACUUAAUAAUUUGUGCCCAUUACUGAUAUUCGAUCAGACAGACUGUAUUGUAUGUCAGUACAGAAUGAAGUCAUUAGGUUUCAUAUCAUGGGUCUUUAAUUAAUUCAUAUUGGUUGAAAGUGUGGGAUAUUUAUUUGUUACAAUGCCUAAAUGUCCAACUUCUAUUCAGCUCUGUCAGUUGAAUAUGUUGAUCGAAUUUUCAGGUAUAAACUUUGAGCUCUGUGUUGCAGCAAAGUGAGCUGCCAUGCCAGCUGUGUUAUAAAUAAUACUGUUGAUACUCUUUACAUGCUGAAGGGUUUGCAUGGAGUCACACUCAUGGAGUUAAAUCAAGAAAGGAGUCACAUGUAUUUCUCUUCCUACAGCCAGGCAAGUGUUUACUGUGACACCUACAGUCACCUUAUUUCACUGUGGAUAUACUUUUAUAUCUUUAGAUAAGCAGCUCGAGUUUGUACUAUCAGUGCUCUGCUCAAUGUGCAGGUUUAGUGCUGCAGUCGCACCAGUACUACAGCCAGAAAAAAAUGAAGCUCUCAUUGACCAUUCGGAAUUGAUUAGAUGGACAAUUAACACUUGUUUCCUUUUCUUAAUCAACACUCAUGUUUGUACGCCUGCAGAACGUGAAUCAUGGAAUAUAGUUUGACCAAAUCAUCGACAUUUCAUUAGUAAGCACAGUGACAGUUUUUUCCAAUACUUACAUUUUUCAUCUUGCUGUAUAAAAGAUCUAUGCAAAUGUAUAUUUGAAAGAAAAAUGUCCCUACUUUGACUGUUUGUGUUAUUCAGAUUUACCUUUUAAAACUAGAGUAUAAGAUUUUGGACAUUCAGGAUUCAGGUUUGAAAGAUAAAAAUAUGGCAACUGGACAAUUUACUUUUUGAUUCUUAAACUGCAGAGAUGAAGCUUUGCCUUUCGAGAAAAUAGUUUCUUACUCUCCUAAAACAUUAAUUCUGAGACAGGAAGAGCAGAGGUGGUAUUUCACACAACAAAUACCAUAAAUUUGACUAUUGUUUUAUUGCCUCGGUUGAACAGUUUGCUGUUAGGUGCCAAAAGGACGCUCCAUUUAUAAAAAUCUCUAAACCUCAGUAGAUUGUUGGAUUGUUUUGUUUCAGGUAUUCAUGUGACAAUAUGCGAACAAUGCAAUGUAGAUUUUGUAUUAGGCAAGCAUUGUUUUUUCCUUUUUUCCACUCCUUUUAAUAAGGAAGGAAACAAAAUGGAGUUUGGUUUACCUUUGCAAUGUGCAUUUAAAAUCCUAGUAAUUACCACUUCAAAUCAGUUUAUAAGUACACUGAUAUUUUAUAUUUUACAUAAAUUGAGAGUAUUUACACUUAGUAAAACACUGAAAUGACACUGUGAGAAUAUUUGUCCCAACUGUGUUUAACAGUAUCACACACAUACACAUUAUAAUACACUGUCAUUGUUUUCUGUAUUAAAAAAAGUAUAUAUACUCACUCUUUAAAUUAACAGAUUAUAUGUCACGAAAACUGAAUUUGAUAUUAGUAAAACUAAAUGAAAAUCUUCUUUCAAUUGUGCCAAACACUUUCAUGUGCAAAAUAUGUAAAUUUUGUCCAAAAAUAAACAUUUUUAUUUAUGUA
This is a messenger RNA of Scomber japonicus (chub mackerel), 2562 nucleotides long. It is a transcript of the gene rab27a, whose product is annotated as RAB27A, member RAS oncogene family. Bases 222 to 884 code for a protein of 220 amino acids. Gene Ontology annotation, cellular component: secretory granule; melanosome. Gene Ontology annotation, molecular function: GTPase activity; GTP binding. Gene Ontology annotation, biological process: melanosome transport; positive regulation of exocytosis. Lineage: Eukaryota; Metazoa; Chordata; Actinopteri; Scombriformes; Scombridae. The transcript has 6 exons. The record is from RefSeq and is a predicted model, not a curated record.